Thunnus maccoyii (southern bluefin tuna) is the source of this 1127-nucleotide messenger RNA. RefSeq names its product FKBP prolyl isomerase 14 (gene fkbp14). The record is from RefSeq and is a predicted model, not a curated record. Gene Ontology annotation, molecular function: peptidyl-prolyl cis-trans isomerase activity; calcium ion binding. Bases 148 to 783 code for a protein of 211 amino acids. NCBI's taxonomy places the organism in Eukaryota, Metazoa, Chordata, Actinopteri, Scombriformes, Scombridae. The transcript is spliced from 4 exons.
AACAGUGGUUGCGUUCAUUGCAGAAGUUGGCUGCCACGUAGUUGCCAAUCCUGUUGCAUUUAUUUUGGCCACUGCUUUUUUCAGAGGAUGGUUUAAAUUGGCUUUUAUAAGCAAAUUUUGUGAAUACGAGAACUAUUGUUUAUCAAAAUGAUCUUUUUUUCUAUUUGUUCGAUACUGCCAUCGCUGUUUGCGUUUGCAACCGGGGGGAAACUACCUGAGCCAGAAGUCAAAAUUGAAGUUAUACAAAAACCCUUUAUGUGUUACCGUAAGACAAAAUAUGGAGAUAUGCUUCUUGUACAUUACGAGGGAUACUUGGAGAGUAAUGGCACCAUGUUUCAUUCCAGCCGCAAGCAUGGGGAUAAAAAUCCAGUAUGGUUCACACUUGGGAUCCGAGAGGUGAUCAAGGGCUGGGAUAAGGGUCUGCAGAACAUGUGCACAGGAGAGCACCGAAAACUGACUGUCCCUCCAUCUCUGGCAUAUGGCAAGGAAGGAAAAGGCCAGAUCCCUCCAGGCAGUACCCUAAUUUUCGACAUUGAGCUCAUGGAGAUCCGAAAUGGUCCCAGGUCACAUGAAACUUUCCGGGAGAUGGAUCUCAAUGAUGACUGGAAACUCUCCAGACAGGAGGUGAAAGAGUACUUAAAGAAGGAGUAUGAGAAACAUGGAUACUCACCCAACGACACAGAACAUGAAGCAAUGAUAGAUGAUAUCUUCAAAAAUGAGGAUGAGGAUGAAGAUGGUUUCAUAUCAACCAGGGAAUUCACCUACCAACAUGAUGAACUUUAAAGGAAUGAUUUCAUCUGUUUUCAACUACCUACAAUGUUUGUGCCAUUCAUUUCCUCCAAAGCAGUGAAUGACAAUGACAGGUCAAUUAGUUACUGGUCAGUUUUACAUGGAUCUUGUUUUCUAAACUGCUUUUUCAACAACAUUGUCUUAUUUAUGAUUUAACUUGGAUAUAUUACCUCCGUUUUGUAAGAUCCCUAAUAUAUUCAUGUCUCCAUUCUACAUGCACUGAUAAUGUCACCACAGAUGUAUUUAGACUACAGUAUUGGAAUAUUUGGUCAGUCGAUUUCAUGAAAUAAAUGUUUUUUUUAAACAAAUAGAACUUGUUAGUUAUCUAAACAAUUAAU